This is a messenger RNA of Microthlaspi erraticum, 1620 nucleotides long. The record is from the annotation of a GenBank genome assembly. NCBI's taxonomy places the organism in Eukaryota, Viridiplantae, Streptophyta, Magnoliopsida, Brassicales, Brassicaceae.
AUGCGAGGAGGGUCGAGAUACAAAGAUGCCUCAGGUGGGGAAGGUAGUAAUGUCUCUGCCGAUGAGCAGCAGAACGUGGAAACAGAUGAAGAAGCUGUUUCAAACACUACCAAACAGAAAGUCGCAGCAGCUAAACAGUACAUUGAGAAUCAUUACAAAGAGCAGAUGAAGAUUCUCCAAGAGAGAAAAGAAAGGCGAAGCAUGCUAGAGCAGAAGCUGGCAGAUGCUGAUGUGUCUGAAGAAGAUCAAAACAAUCUUCUAAAGUUUCUGGAGAAGAAGGAGACAGAGUACAUGCGCCUUCAACGGCAUAAGCUUGGCGUUGCUGAUUUCGAUUUGCUUACAAUGAUUGGGAAAGGUGCUUUUGGAGAGGUUAGAGUUUGUAGAGAAAAGACGACAGGUCAAGUUUAUGCAAUGAAAAAGCUCAAGAAGGCCGAGAUGCUUCGCAGAGGCCAGGUUGAGCAUGUGAGAGCAGAGAGGAACCUACUUGCGGAAGUGGACAGUAACUACAUAGUGAAGCUAUACUGUUCGUUUCAAGAUGAUGACCAUCUUUACCUUGUCAUGGAGUAUUUGCCUGGUGGGGAUAUGAUGACUCUGCUGAUGCGCAAAGACACUCUGUCAGACGAUGAGGCCAAGUUCUAUGUCGCUGAGACAGUUCUUGCCAUCGAGUCCAUCCACAGGCACAAUUACAUCCACAGGGAUAUCAAACCGGACAACUUGCUGCUGGACAGAUAUGGGCAUCUGAGACUGUCAGAUUUUGGAUUGUGUAAGCCUUUGGACUGCAGUGCCAUUGGUGAAAACGAUUUUUCAAACAAUCCGAAUGGAUCCACAGAGAAAGAGCCUGGAUCAGCUGCUCCAAAACGAACACAGCAGGAACAGCUUGAACACUGGCAGAGGAACAGGAGAACGCUUGCUUAUUCCACAGUUGGCACACCAGAUUACAUAGCUCCAGAAGUCCUGUUGAAGAAAGGCUAUGGAAUGGAGUGUGACUGGUGGUCUCUUGGAGCUAUCAUGUAUGAGAUGCUUGUAGGAUAUCCUCCGUUUUAUUCAGAUGAUCCUAUGUCAACCUGUAGAAAGAUAGUAAACUGGAAAAGCCAUUUGAAGUUUCCAGAGGAAGCGAUCUUGUCGAAGGAUGCAAAAGAUCUGAUCAACAGCCUCUUGUGCAGUGUGAGACGAAGGCUUGGUUCCAAAGGUGCUGAUGAAAUAAAGGCUCAUCCAUGGUUUCAAACUGUUGAUUGGGAUACAAUAUUCGAUAUGGAUGCAGCUUUUGUUCCAGAGGUCAAUGACGAUUUAGACACUCAGAAUUUUGAGAAGUUUGACGAGAUGUUGUCGUCAAAGGACAUAAACUUUGUAGGGUACACUUACAAGAACUUCGAGAUCGUUAAUGAUUACCAAGUUCCUGGAAUGGCGGAGUUAAAGAAGAAGAACAAGUUAAAGCGACCAAUGGUCAAAUCACUCUUCGAUAGUGGAUCAUCAGAGACAUCGGAUUCGUCGGAAACAACAACGAGAUCGGCUUAUGAUAGACCUCCUCCUGCUCCUCCGGUGGUUCAGGGAAGCUUUCUGAAACUUCUGCCGCCAAAACUUGAAGUGAGGCCAAAGCAGGAAGAACCAGAAACCUGCUAA